AUGACCUUCGGCAUCAUUUUCUCUGUGGUGAUUUCUUGCAUAUUGGCAAAAACAAUCCUUGUGAUUGUGGCCUUCCUGGCCACUAAACCAGGCAAUAGGAUGAAGAAAUGGCUAGGGCCAAAAGUGGCCAAUACAAUUGUUCUUUUCUGCUCCCUCAGUCAAGUGUGUAUUUGCAUUGCAUGGCUGUUCACGUCUCCUCCUUUCCCAGAUGUUGACAUGCACUCACAGACUGGGAAGAUUAUAAUGCAAUGCAAUGAAGGUUCUGUCAUGAUGUUCUACUGUGUCCUGGGAUACAUGGGCUUCUUGGCCCUCAUCAGCUUCACUGUAGCUUUCCUAGCCAGAAAUUUGCCUGGUACUUUCAAUGAAGCCAAGUUGAUCACCUUCAGCAUGCUUGUGUUUUGCAGUGUCUGGAUCUCCUUUAUUCCAGGUUACCUGAGCACCAAGGGGAAAUACAUAGUGGCUGUGGAGGUGUUUGCCAUCUUGGCAUCCAAUUCUGGUCUACUGGCUUGCAUGUUCCUCCCCAAAUGUUAUAUCAUUGUUUUUAGAGUUGAUCUCAAUACCAAGAAGUUGCUAACUAAAAAAAAGAAUGAUUGGACUUGA
Rhineura floridana is the source of this 600-nucleotide messenger RNA. Its product is annotated as vomeronasal type-2 receptor 26-like. Bases 1 to 600 code for a protein of 199 amino acids. Gene Ontology annotation, cellular component: membrane. Gene Ontology annotation, biological process: G protein-coupled receptor signaling pathway. The transcript has a single exon. Gene Ontology annotation, molecular function: G protein-coupled receptor activity. The record is from RefSeq and is a predicted model, not a curated record. Lineage: Eukaryota; Metazoa; Chordata; Lepidosauria; Squamata; Rhineuridae.